Molecule: messenger RNA, 1717 nt
Organism: Eptesicus fuscus (big brown bat)
Lineage: Eukaryota; Metazoa; Chordata; Mammalia; Chiroptera; Vespertilionidae
Gene: PPP2R3C
Product: protein phosphatase 2 regulatory subunit B''gamma
Exons: 13
Coding region: 247-1608 (453 amino acids)
Biological process (GO): positive regulation of B cell differentiation; cortical cytoskeleton organization; microtubule cytoskeleton organization
Cellular component (GO): centrosome; spindle
Source: RefSeq, a predicted model, not a curated record
AGCUGCCCGGAGGACAUAACUUUCCAUCUUUUCUCCCGCCUGCUCUCCCCGCUGUUGGUGUGACCGCCGCGUUCUCCGCAGUGACUACGUUCCCCGUUUUGCCUCCGUAGCCGACUUCCGCCCGUGCCCAAGAUGGCGGCCGGGCGGCCUCCGCAGCGUCUCGGAGGCUGGCUGCUGGUGGAUGUCUGAGCUGGUUGGCGGGGGUAGCGAUUAGCAAAUGCCGGAGCUGCUGCGCGGGGGUCGGUCAUGGACUGGAAAGAAGUUCUUCGCCGGCGGCUAGCGGCGCCCAGCAACGGCCCAAACAAAAAAAAAAGUGAACAAGAAUUAAAAGAUGAAGAAAUGGAUUUAUUUACCAAAUACUACUCCAAAUGGAAAGGAGGUAGAAAAAACACAAAUGAAUUCUACAAGACCAUUCCCCGGUUUUAUUAUAGGCUGCCAGCUGAAGAUGAAGUCUUACUACAGAAAUUAAGAGAGGAAUCCAGAGCUGUCUUUCUGCAAAGGAAAAGCAGAGAACUGUUAGAUAAUGAAGAAUUACAGAACUUAUGGUUUUUGCUGGACAAGCACCAGACACCACCUAUGAUUGGAGAGGAAGCAAUGAUUAAUUAUGAAAAUUUUUUGAAAGUUGGUGAGAAAGCUGGACCGAAGUGCAAGCAAUUUUUCACAGCAAAAGUCUUUGCUAAACUCCUUCAUACAGAUUCUUACGGAAGAAUUUCCAUCAUGCAGUUCUUUAAUUAUGUCAUGAGAAAAGUUUGGCUUCAUCAAACAAGAAUAGGACUCAGUUUAUAUGAUGUUGCAGGACAAGGAUACCUUCGGGAAUCCGAUUUAGAAAACUACAUAUUGGAACUUAUCCCAACUUUACCACAAUUAGACGGGCUGGAAAAAUCUUUUUAUUCCUUUUAUGUUUGUACAGCUGUUAGGAAAUUCUUUUUCUUUUUGGACCCUCUAAGAACAGGGAAGAUAAAAAUUCAAGAUAUUUUAGCAUGCAGCUUCCUAGAUGAUUUAUUGGAGUUAAGGGAUGAGGAACUGUCCAAGGAGAGUCAAGAAACAAAUUGGUUUUCUGCUCCUUCUGCCUUAAGGGUAUAUGGCCAGUAUUUGAAUCUUGAUAAGGAUCACAAUGGCAUGCUCAGUAAAGAAGAACUCUCCCGUUACGGAACAGCAACCAUGACCAAUGUCUUCUUAGACCGCGUUUUCCAGGAGUAUCUCACUUAUGAUGGAGAAAUGGACUAUAAGACCUACCUGGACUUUGUUCUUGCAUUAGAAAACCGAAAAGAACCUGCAGCUCUGCAAUAUAUUUUCAAACUGCUUGAUAUCGAGAACAAAGGCUAUCUGAAUGUCUUUUCUCUUAAUUACUUCUUUAGGGCCAUACAGGAACUAAUGAAAAUCCAUGGACAAGAUCCUGUUUCAUUUCAAGAUGUGAAGGAUGAAAUCUUUGACAUGGUAAAACCAAAGGAUCCUUUGAAAAUCUCUCUUCAGGAUUUAAUCAACAGUAAUCAAGGAGACACAGUCACCACCAUUUUAAUCGAUCUGAAUGGCUUCUGGACUUAUGAGAACAGAGAAGCCCUUGUUGCAAAUGACAAUGAAAACUCUGCAGACCUUGAUGAUACAUGAUCUCAAAAACUAGACUGUAUUCAUUAACAUAAGCUUGAAUGCUGCAUGAAACCUCUGAAGCAGAAUCCUUAGAAAUGGUCUAAAUAAAAGACUUCAAAUGCCUACAGAA